AUGCGGUGCGGGAAGAUGGCGGCGGCGCCGGCGGCCGGGGCGGCGGGUACCUGGGGCGGCGUGCGGCGGCGCUGCCGGCGGCUGCUAUACUGGGUGCCGGUGCUCUUCAUCUCCAGCAUCCUCUGCUGGUCCUACUACGCCUACGUCGUCCAGCUCUGCCUGCUAACAAUGACAAAUAUUGGAGAAAAAGUUGUGUGCCUGGUUGCUUACCACAUAUUUUUCAUGCUGUUCAUCUGGUCAUAUUGGAAAACAAUCUUUACGCUACCAAUGAAUCCUUCAAAAGAAUUCCACUUGUCGUAUUCAGACAAGGAAUCCCUAGAGAGGGAGCCUAGAGGUGAAUCCCAGCAAGAAGUCUUAAGACGAGCAGCCAAGGAUCUUCCUAUCUAUACACGAACAAUGUCUGGAGCAAUCAGAUACUGUGACAGAUGCCAACUUGUGAAACCGGAUCGUUGCCAUCACUGUUCUGUAUGCGACAAAUGCAUUUUGAAAAUGGAUCAUCAUUGUCCUUGGGUGAACAACUGCGUAGGAUUCUCCAAUUAUAAAUUUUUUCUUCUCUUCUUGGCUUAUUCUCUACUGUACUGCAUUUUCAUUGCUGCAACAGAUUUGCAAUAUUUUAUCAAGUUUUGGACAAAUGGCCUUCCUGAUACUCAAGCCAAGUUCCACAUCAUGUUUUUAUUCUUUGCUGCAGCCAUGUUUUCUGUCAGUCUGUCUUCUCUCUUUGGGUAUCAUUGUUGGCUUGUUAGCAAGAAUAAGUCUACAUUAGAGGUGUUCAGAGCUCCCAUAUUUCGUCAUAGAACAGACAAGAAUGGUUUUAGUUUGGGCUUCAGCAAAAAUCUAAGGCAGGUGUUUGGUGAUGAGAAGAAAUACUGGUUGCUGCCUGUGUUUUCAAGUCUAGGGGAUGGUUGCUCCUUCCCAACUUGCCUUGUUAAUCAAGAUCCUGAGCAAGCUUCCACACCUGGUGGUCUUAAUUCAACAUCUAAAAAUGAGAAUCACCUGUUUCCUGCAAAGCCGUUACGUGAUUCCCAGAGCCACCUUCUUACUGAUACACAGUCUUGGUUAGAAAUUAGUGCAAAGGCUGAAAAGGGCAAAGUUGGUAUGAGCAAUCCUGCAUUAACCAUGGAAAAUGAAACCUAGUUUUUCUUAAAAGAAACAUCUGAAUACUGAAAAAAAGUUCAAGAAAAAGCAGUUGUUGGAAGGAGAAUAUAUAUUCUUCCAAAAAUCAGCCCUACUGGCCAACUGUUCCUGUCUGCUCUUGUGUGGAUGUGCUCAGAAAAUAAACUGACAGAUAAUUAGCUGUCUCCAUAUCGCUGCUUGAAACAUGAAACAAGACAUACUACUUUUGAACCAUAGAAAGAAUGUGUCAGCUUAAAAUUAUUGUCUUUGAAUGCUAAAAGAUGAUUCUGAGUAUUAAGAAAUGAAGAAAGGGGGCUGAGGGUUAUUCUGCAAAUUCUAUGGCUGGUUUUACUUUGAUGUACAGCACAAGGAAAAUGCGACCUUCUGACGUAUCAGUCCAUGUUCUUGCCUUGGUUUUGAGAAUUCACCUGUUAAUUCAAAUUGCUGCGAGUGGCUUAAAAAACAAAUUUUUGCACUACUGGCUUUAUGGAGUGAGAGAACAAUCAAUGUUGAUGAUGAAUGAGUGAGUGGUGUGGUAGACUGUAUUUUGUUUUGCAUACUUGAUAAGCUAUUUUUGAAGGUAAGCCAACCUGAGUGAAGUAUCAGACUAUAUCUGGAACAUGUUUGGAAAGCAUAUUUGCAAAGGCUCCCUCUUCUCUCAGAUAUGCACCACCAAUAGAUUGCAGAGUUAUGGAAGGGGAAAAAAACUCCUGCGUUGAUUGAGUACUAUAGCUACAGUCAGUCACUUGUAAGCAGAACGAUAUAAAGAUCGCAUACAGAUGGCUAGUAUAAAUGAACCUGGCCAACUGGGGAUUUUGAGGAAAGCUGCACAGGGAAGCCCCAUGAAAGAGGGAUUUUAUUGUCCCAUUUGGAGUCCUUAUCCCUGCAGGGAAAGGAAUGUUGGCAUCUCACUUUGAUUCAAAAAGGCUUUGAACCAACCUGUGCUCGUGAGGGGCGCUAUCCUACAAAAUCCUAGUUUGCUUAUUCAAUAAUUGUCUUAUUUCUUUUCUCAGUUGUUCAUUAAGACACUUCAUUUCUUAUUGCAUAACACAAGAAAUAUUAAGUACGA
Molecule: messenger RNA, 2182 nt
Organism: Rhea pennata
Lineage: Eukaryota; Metazoa; Chordata; Aves; Rheiformes; Rheidae
Gene: ZDHHC2
Product: zinc finger DHHC-type palmitoyltransferase 2
Exons: 13
Coding region: 1-1134 (377 amino acids)
Molecular function (GO): palmitoyltransferase activity
Source: RefSeq, a predicted model, not a curated record